AUGACUGGUGGCAAGUCUGGUGGCAAGGCCUCUGGCAGCAAGUCCAACGCGCAGUCCCGCUCGUCCAAGGCCGGUCUUGCGUUCCCCGUCGGUCGUGUCCACCGUCUCCUCAGGAAGGGCAACUACGCUCAGCGUGUCGGUGCUGGUGCCCCGGUCUACCUCGCCGCUGUCCUUGAGUACCUCGCUGCCGAAAUUCUCGAGCUGGCGGGUAACGCUGCCCGUGACAACAAGAAGACCCGUAUCAUCCCCCGUCACCUCCAGCUUGCCAUCCGCAACGAUGAAGAGCUGAACAAGCUGCUCGGACACGUUACCAUCGCCCAGGGUGGUGUCCUCCCCAACAUUCACCAGAACCUCCUUCCCAAGAAGACGGCCAAGGCUGGCAAGGGCGGUCCCAGCCAAGAGCUGUAA
This is a messenger RNA of Lasiodiplodia theobromae, 408 nucleotides long. Its product is annotated as Histone H2A. The record is from RefSeq and is a predicted model, not a curated record. Gene Ontology annotation, cellular component: nucleosome. The coding region runs from base 1 to 408 and encodes 135 amino acids. Gene Ontology annotation, molecular function: structural constituent of chromatin; DNA binding; protein heterodimerization activity. The transcript is spliced from 4 exons. Lineage: Eukaryota; Fungi; Ascomycota; Dothideomycetes; Botryosphaeriales; Botryosphaeriaceae.